CCACUCUGAUGAUUAAAGGGCCAACUGAGCCGCUUCUGGAGGGAGAAYCGGUCACUCUGGAAUGCCUCUUCACAGAUUCUGAUCUCAAUGUCACCCAGGUCCACUUUGAGUACCAACAUCCACAUUAUGGUGCUUGGCGUAGAGUUUGGGGAUCAUCACUGAGGCGUUGGUAUUGCUACUCAGAAGACUGGCCAGAAACCUUGGAGAACACCGGGUUCCUGCAUAUUUCCAAUCCAAUGAUGUACUCUGGAGUGGCCUUCCGCUGCGUGUCGGACAAUGAAAAUGUGACGGCGCCAGACAACGCCUCAGAACCGCUGACCUUCAAAGUCCAGUAUUUGAGGGAGCCGCUGCUGUAUAUGGAAGGCUACAGCAGGUACCUGGGUGCCCCGGGGGAGGUGAAGGUGCGACUUGGCGAUGACGUGACGGUGAGGUGCUCCGCCAGCGCGUCAGAGGAGCCCAACUACUUCUGGCAGAAAGAGGGUGGUGACUGGAUCUUGCCUUCCUCUACACUGACACUGAAGAAGGUGAGUGCGGAGGAUGAAGGACAGUACACUUGCACGGUUGAGCAUCCUUCGGUGGAGUCCCUCAGCAAGAAGCGCACCAUCCGUGUAAACCUUCUGCCCGAGGACGCCGCCUGGUACGAGACUACAAAUGGACGUCUCUGGUUGACGACCUCGGCUACGGUGGUGUCUCUCCUYGUGUUCAUCCUCUCCCUGACUGUGUUCCUGUGCCGCAGGGCCAAGCGGGUCAGGACCAGCAAGGGACCCAUUGAUGACCGCUCUCAGAAAAAGCCCAUCUACAAAACGAGUGUGGAGUCUCUUCCCUCCACCUGCGCUGACAGCCAGCCCCUGGUGUGACGGCAUAAGCGGGUGGGAAGAUGAGAGUAAAGGUGGGAGGAGGAGGAGGAGGAGGAGGUUGGAGCAAGGAGCGAGAAAGAUGGGAGUGAGUGACCAAAGAAUGAGAGAGAUACAUGUGUCAAAAGGGAGGGAGGUAAAAAAAAAAAAACAGGGGGAGAGAAUUUCGAAGAGUGCGUUGAAAGUAAAAUCCAAAUCAGGAACAAGCUGGGUGUAUAAAAUAAUACUGAAUGAUUGCUUUUAAAGAUGCAGAAGCAGUUUUGCCUGUAAGUGUAGGCUGCAGUUCCACAUCUUGAACAGAAAAAAAGGUUUGGCAAUUUUCUUUUCAUUUACGCUGCAGCGUGGAAAAAAAACUGGCGAGCUACAUUCUUAGCAACAUGAUAAUAAAGAAACUACGGAGCCCGGGAGGGGACAUGGGAGAUUUUUUUUCUUUUGCGUUCCCUCGCGAUACCUUUUGCAUUACCUCACAAUAUCUUUGC
Austrofundulus limnaeus is the source of this 1333-nucleotide messenger RNA. RefSeq lists its product as uncharacterized. Gene Ontology annotation, biological process: cell adhesion. Lineage: Eukaryota; Metazoa; Chordata; Actinopteri; Cyprinodontiformes; Rivulidae. The record is from RefSeq and is a predicted model, not a curated record. Gene Ontology annotation, cellular component: plasma membrane.